CAUCAACAGCCUGCAGGUUUCAGAGCAUGAUGGUGGAGAAAAAGGCGGUUUUGUUCAACUUCUGGGGUGUUGUUGUUCCGUCAAGACCCGGUGAUGUUUUCCACAAGCUGGAGGAGCUGCACGAACUGCCAGGAGGUUUUCUGUCCAGUGUGGCGUCCCAAAAUAAAGGUGCUUUGAUGCAGGCAGAAAAAGGCAAAAUGACUCUUAAUCAGAUGAUCCCAGCUUUCCAAGCUGAGUGUGCAAAAGAAGCUAAGGCCAGAGGAGUGACGUUGCCGGCUGAUUGGUGCAUCAACUCUCUGCUGGAGGAGGUCAGAAAGGCGAUGAUGGACAUUCAAGAGAUUGUGCUAAAGACGUCUGCAAGUCUGCAGUGCAACGGGAUACUGACCGCGGUUCUGGCCAAUCACUGGCUGGACGACAGCACCUCUCGAGAUGACCCGGCUCGUCUUCUCUGUCUAUUAGGCAGCAAUUUUAACCUUGUCCUGCAGUCCUGCCAUUCAGGUCACAGGGUCCCAGAACUGGCCAUGUUCAACUCUGCUUUGGAUCAGCUGGGGAUCUCAUCAAAGCAGGCUCUGUGGCUUGAUGUGGAGGAGGAGGGUGUGAAGGUGGCAGAGAGAGCAGGGAUGAAGGCCAUCCUGGUGGAAAACCUGGAGGCUGCUCUGCAGAAACUGACUGACUUUACUGGAGUUCAGACUGUUGGAGCAGAGAGUCCUCCAACAAUCUGCAGCCCUGACCAAGUGUCUCAUGGAUGCAUCACCAUCAAACCUGGUGUUCGGACCCACUAUGUGGAGAUGGGCUCCGGUCCAGCGGUUCUGCUGUGCCAUGGCUUCCCUGAGAGCUGGUACUCCUGGAGGUACCAGAUUCCAGCUUUGGCUGCAGCAGGGUUCAGAGUCCUGGCUCUGGACAUGAAGGGAUACGGCGGGUCCACGGCGCCCCCUGACAUAGAGGAAUACUCUCAAGAGCAGCUUUGCAAGGAUCUAAUCACUUUCAUGGACAAAAUGUCCAUACCACAGGUCACCCUAGUGGGUCACGACUGGGGGGGAGCGCUGGUUUGGACAAUGGCCUGGUAUUUUCCAGAGAGAGUCAGGGCGGUGGCCUCCCUGAAUACUCCCCUGUUCCCAGCGGACCCUUCGGCUCCUGUUUCAGCAAAACUAAAGGCUCUGCCCAUAUUUGACUACCAGAUUUACUUCCAAAAGCCAGGAGUAGCCGAGGCUGAGCUGGAGAAGGAUCUGGAGAGAACAUUCAAGAUUUUCUUUUGCAGCAGCAGCGAAGCAGCGAGCCGUCCUGCUCUGAGCACUUCAGGAGUCUGUGCUCGAGGCGGACUGUUUGUGGGUCUGCCGGAGCAGGUUCCUCGGAGCUCCAUGCUGACUGAGGCCGACCUACACUACUACGUCAGCCAGUUCAAACACAGCGGCUUCAGGGGUCCACUGAACUGGUAUCGAAACAACCAGGCCAACUGGAAGUGGAUGUGUUCGCAGCCCACUGGGAAGAUUCUGAUGCCAGCGCUGAUGGUGACAGCAGGUAAAGACCCAGUCCUGCUGCCGGCACUCUCACACGGGAUGGAGGACUUGAUCCCCAACCUGAGCAGAGGACACAUCGAGGACUGUGGACACUGGACCCAGAUGGACAAACCGGCAGAGACAAACAACAUCCUGAUAUCAUGGCUUAAAGAGACACACGGGAAGGCUGGGGGGCUCCCAGUGGCCCCCAAACUGUGAUGAAAGAAGGAAGGAAAUACUGAAAAAAGAAAUUAAAACAAAAAGAAAAUAAAUUUAACAAAGAAAAACUAGAUUGAAAAGAAGAAAAUGGAUGGAAAACAGGAAAAAGGAAGAUAACAGGAAGCUGAGGGGAGGCGUAACACAAUGAAAGAAGGAAGGAUUGAAAGCAUCAUAGAUGAAUAAAGGCUUUGUUUCUAUAUCACAAAAAUAGAAACCUUCAAAAUAAAAGAUUCACCAAUCAGA
Girardinichthys multiradiatus is the source of this 1958-nucleotide messenger RNA. RefSeq names its product epoxide hydrolase 2, cytoplasmic (gene ephx2). Gene Ontology annotation, biological process: phospholipid dephosphorylation; cholesterol homeostasis. The transcript has 18 exons. Gene Ontology annotation, cellular component: peroxisome. Gene Ontology annotation, molecular function: magnesium ion binding; lipid phosphatase activity. The coding region runs from base 27 to 1715 and encodes 562 amino acids. The record is from RefSeq and is a predicted model, not a curated record. NCBI's taxonomy places the organism in Eukaryota, Metazoa, Chordata, Actinopteri, Cyprinodontiformes, Goodeidae.